AUGACUGUUACUAUCUGGACCCUGGGCUUUUUCCAUGCCUUACUUCACUCUGUAAUGACAUCUCGUUUGAGCUUCUGUGGUCCCAAUCAUGUCCAUCAUUUCUUCUGUGAUAUCAAGCCAUUGCUGGAUCUGGCCUGUGGAAACACUGAGCUCAACCUUUGGCUGCUCAAUACAGUCACAGGCACCAUUGCCCUCACUUCAUUUUUUCUGAUAUUUCUCUCUUAUUUCUACAUCAUCACCAAUCUUCUCCUCAAGACCCGUUCUUGCAGCAUGCUCCACAAAGCACUGUCUACUUGUGCUUCUCACUUCAUGGUUGUUGUUCUCUUCUAUGCUCCUGUUCUCUUCACAUACAUCCGUCUUGCCUCAGGCAGCUCUCUGGAUCAGGAUACAAUCAUCGCCAUCAUGUACAGUGUGGUCACCCCUGCUCUCAAUCCACUCAUCUACACCUUGAGAAACAAGGAAGUGAGGAGUGCAUUGAAUAGAAAGGUGAGAAGAUGGCUCUGA
Molecule: messenger RNA, 504 nt
Organism: Mus caroli (Ryukyu mouse)
Lineage: Eukaryota; Metazoa; Chordata; Mammalia; Rodentia; Muridae
Product: olfactory receptor 12D1-like
Biological process (GO): G protein-coupled receptor signaling pathway
Cellular component (GO): membrane
Molecular function (GO): olfactory receptor activity; G protein-coupled receptor activity
Source: RefSeq, a predicted model, not a curated record